CUGUCCGCCGCUCUUUGGCCCGCCAGAAAAGCAGCCGCCCGAAAUGCGCCUCUGCGCAGCCCUCGCCGCGUAGCUUUUCCAGCGGUAAAAGGGAAGAAAAAAAAAAAAAAUCUCGGCGUGUGUUCUUGCUACGCUGAAAGUUUCAGGAAGCUCCUUGCACGAUCCUGUUUUCGGCCGAGGAAAGCCUGCUACCUGUUUCCUCCCGCUGCCCCGAGGCCCAGCAGCCAGCCCCACACCUGCGAGCACCAGCCCCAGCCACCAUGUCUCCCAGGAGCAGCUGGUCCCCGACUUACCUACUGGUAAUCGCGUCUCUCAUACCCGCACCAUCCCAAAGCCAAGACUGUUCAGUAGAGAAAAUGGAAAAUACCAUCAUCGACAUAAACUUGGCACUCUCCAAAGGCAUCAGGGGUACCGAACCAGUUUAUACUCCAACCCCAGAAGCCUGCGUGCGUUCUUGCUGUUUGGGAAAAAAGCUAUCAGGAGACAAAGAGUGUAACUUGAUGAUUUUCGAUGCUCAAAGGACAAGCACAUAUCCGAACUGCUACCUGUUUUAUUGCCCUAGCGCAGAGGCCUGUCCAACGAAACUAGCAAUAGGACUCGUGAGCUACAAGAUAACUAGAGACACCCAUGCUCUGGAGGAUGCAUCCUUCAAAAAUGGAUCCUCUUCAUCUUCAGAUGUUGGAGCCUUUAUUUCUCACAGUCAGAUGAGCCAUCUGAACCCCACCACUGCUUUACAACUAUCUGACUUUCAUCCGGCAGCUGAACUCCCAAACCACAUGGCCAAACACAUAGACCGUAGUGAAUUUCAUACAGAUUUGCCUAAAAUACAAGGGACAAAGCAUUCUGAGAGCUUAGACUCCACCCCAAGGCAGAAAGUAAAUAACCUGCUGCCUACAAAUGUGACUUUCUCUGUUGGAGCUGGAAAUCCUUCCACUUCAGUCCCCAUGACUCAGUCCAUUGUCUCUGAACCCAGCAGUACCACCACUGCUCCUCUGCCUACGAAUGUCACCAGGCUGCAGUCCAGUACAAGCUCUCUGCCAACUGCUGCUGCUAAACCUGGUGCCCUCACCACCACCUCAGCUACCUUUCUGCCUAGAGCUGAACCUGGCAGCCUGGCCACUGGUGUUGCCACUACUCAUGUUCCUUUUUCCAGCCCCACAACUUCUGCUUUUACCACUGCGACCAACCAGGGGACCACAAACGGCAGCACUGAGUUGAGGCAGAGAAGGCCAGCCACCCCUUGGGUGCUAGCAGCUGUCUCCUCCAAUGACACCAACCAUGUCACCCCCUUCUCUUCUUCAGAUUUUGCUCUGUCUAGUAAUGAGUCCCCCACAGCUUUCCAAAACAAUCAUGAAGGUUAUGAGCCAUCUGAUUCAGAAAACUACUUGCCAGAGGACCUUUUGAGGUGGGAGGGUGUCGUUCAGUUGGGAGAAAAAAGCAGCCUUGUAGCGGCCUUACUUUUUGGGGUGAUAUUCUUGUUAUUAGUUAUUGCACUAACAGGGAAGAAAGUCCACGAAUCACUUCAGAAGAGAUAUUAUACAAGGCUGGAUUACUUGAUCAAUGGAAUGUAUGCGGACGUGUGAUGGGAAGGGAGGGGGAAAUAACUGGUCAGGAGCAAAUGUGGUCAUUGCUGAGGGAUCUGCUCUAAAACUGAGCAGUAGAUGCUGAAAUCUUAGAAGGGGAUGUAUUCUGUUUGGCCACAAAUGGGAAAGCAGCAGAUGGUUUUGGUGGGGAAGAGAACUGCUAUUUCUACACUGAGCUGUAAUGUAUAAGAUUUGGUAUAUUAGUAAAUCUUAAAAAUAAACACUCAAAUCCAAGGUAA
This is a messenger RNA of Struthio camelus australis, 1822 nucleotides long. RefSeq names its product MANSC domain containing 1 (gene MANSC1). Lineage: Eukaryota; Metazoa; Chordata; Aves; Struthioniformes; Struthionidae. The record is from RefSeq and is a predicted model, not a curated record.